CGCGACCAUUUCGUCGUCGUCGUGGCUACAAGAAGGAACGACAAUUCACCGGAUGAAAUAAUACGGAACCUUCCCCGUGAUAUAACUCAGCCGCACGGCUGGCAGAUCCCGUUCCUGUGAAAUGGAAAGAGUCGUGUUGAAGCAUGACAGAGCCGAACGCUAUCUCCAUGGUUAUGGUGUCAGACAACUCCGAGCAGGCGGCCCAGACUGAGCGGUUCCUUGUGGGCCCCGCCGAGCAGCCAGAAAACAAUAGAUGCUGGAGAAGGCUGACUCCCACAUAUAAGUGUAAAAGAGAUAUCUGCAAUAAAAUCAUCUGCUGGAAGUGUAAAAUGUGGAUGUUGAUUGUUUCUGUUGCAACAUUAAUUGCUGCUAUUAUCAUCAUUGUAAUUUUAAGCAUAAGAGCCACUCCACUCGAUGAUGAGUUCAUUGAUCCAAAGCUCAAAACUCAUGGAAUUCCCCGAUAUUAUAUUGGAAGUAUGAAAAUAUCCAAAUAUUCAUUUACACCUGAACUAAUGAUGCCCCAAUCUAAAAACUUCACCUCCUUGUCAAACACAUUAAAGAUUAUGCUGAAGCAAGUAUAUACCACAUCUCCGGCUCUUGGAUAUUAUUUUGUGGACAGUGACAUCUUCUCAUUUAGCCAUGGCAGUGUUAUUGCCUAUUACUGGUUACAAUUUGCAUUGCCAGAAGAACAGGAUCUUUUGAUUAAAUAUACACUAAGUAUUGAAGUAUUGAUAAAUAUAUUACGACAGCAUCUCCAUACUGCUGAUGUAAGAAGGAUUAUGGAAAUUGAGCCAUCUUCUGUCACACUACAAGUUGCUAAUGAAGAAUAUGUUCGAAACUUGAAAACUGGUCAAUGUGUACAUCGUGUUUUGUUGCGGAGCAAAGAACAGACUUUUGAUUCACUGGGAUUAAUUAAUUGCAGCAAAAACAGCAGUAACUAUUGGCUGGUCCAAGGAGAGAGUGGUUCCUCCAUCAAAGCUACAAUUUCAACUAAACCUGUAGGAUCCAACUGUAGUGGUGUGGAUGUGGCAACUUACAGUAGUUGGUUUCCAGACCCAAAACAAACUGUUAGUAAGUUCAGACAAACUGGUCAACCCUUUACAAGUGAGGUCAUAGCUUCUGGGAAUAUGUUACUAGUGGCCUUUAACCCGACAGCAGGAUGCAAUCUGUCGCAAUAUUCAAUUACAUUUCUUCAGGUACCAGCAACAGCGUGUGGUGGUGUCCUUGGUGGAACAAAUGGAAGCUUCAUGUCACCGAGAUAUUCAAAUGACCAUCAAGAAGACAUCAUUUGUACUUGGAAUUUAAAGCUUCAAGAACACCUUGGAGCCAAAAUUUUUUUCAAAGAUUUAAAGCUGGGCAGAUCUCCAAAACCUGGACAGUUCUGUGUAAUAGAUUAUCUGGAGGUCAACGGUCGGAGAUUCUGUGGAGACCAUCAGCACGUUUGUCUCUGUAGUAAAGCCUCCAGCUUACAAAUAAAAUUUCAUUCCAAUCAAACUGACAUAAAAGGCUUUGCUGCUGGCUACACAGCCACAGAUGAUUGUUUGACAGACAGCAGGUGCCACUGAUGAAGCUGAUGGAUUAGGAGAAUUCCUCAAUGUAUUUGGAAUUUAUAAAAUCUGAAUAAUGUUGUCACAGAUCUACAAGCAAGUUUUUAUGUAUUGCUGAACAGUGACCUGGGUGUGCAUUGUGCUAGGGAAGUGCUUCCUAGUCAACAAUUUUUUUUAACAUUUUAUGCCCAAAAUCCACCCAGGCAAUUUUCCAUGAGACAUGUGACCUUUUAGAUGUCACUGGUCUUGUUGUAAAUCUAUCAGGUAUAAAAUGAAAAAAUAUAUUUCUAAUGCGGAGAUUGAAUGAUUAUUACCAUUGGUUUCAGAUUCCUUUAUUCAGGAAAUUUAGUUGAUGCUGUUCCAGAUCUGAUAUGUGCUCAUUGAUCCAAACUCAGCAAUGUUAAAUGAAUGUUCAAAAUUCCAACCUGCAUUUGGCUUCUGCUCCAUUGCUCAUGUUCUGUCCAGGAUUUUGUUCCUCAGCAUCUCAAAACACAGAGUUUAUUUUGUGAAAGAUGAAUCAAUUCAGCUGUUUAUUUUUCUCAUUUCCAGGAGAGUUCCAAAUUUCUAUCAACCAUGUAGAAAUGAUUUCUGACUUUACUCCUGAAAGGGCUGGCUUUAAUUUAUGGACGAUGCCCCUUAGCCAAAGACUCCCCCAUAAAGUUUUUUUUCUAUCUGUUCCACUUAAUAUUUUGAAAUUUACCAUCAGAUAAUUUUUAACUUCAUAAAUUCCAGGAAUUUAUAAAGGAAUACUAGCUUUUGUAAUCUUAAUUUAACUCUUGAAGUUCAGGCAUCAUUUUGGUGCAUCAUUCCCACCCUCUCUUUGUCCAAUGUAUCCUUUGUGCCCACAAUUGCCCAAACUUUAUAGCUUUAUGGGUCUGUAACAUAACUUGUCUCCAUAUACUCCAACCCUUUGAAUAUAAAAAUAAAAAGAAUUCCAUUAGCCUUUAUCAUUUUAUGGACCUGCCCAUGACAUUUUGAUGAUAUAUGUAUAUGGACACCCAGUUCUCCAUGAGCUCCAAUAUUUCCAGCUUCUCUCAAUUUAGAAAGUACUCUGUUCUGUCCUUUAUUAGGUCCAACAAUCACUUACUACCAUAUGUCCAUUCAUUCCAGUCUUUAAUAUCUCUUUGUAAUUUAAUUAUGUCAUCCACACUCUGUACAAUGUCACUUACCUUUGUGACAUUGGCAAGCUUGUAUACGAAGCCUCUUAUUCUAUCAUCUAAGUUAAGGAACCACAGCAAAUUCCUCAUCCCUUCUUUCACCAUCAUCCUCCCUGUUACUAAAACCACUCCCCCAAUCCUGCCCACACUCUCCACUUUGAGGAUUAGACAUUGGAAACAUUUGGAUUAUCGUUAUAGACAGGUAUCAUGCUGCCCAGCCUUUUCCCUCCCACAAAGCUCCACAGUAAUUUUGUGGUCAGUGAUUUUUAAGAUAAAUUUGCUAUUUGACCUGAAUCAUUUUUCUUUUAGUAGGAUUCUAUUCAUUUGUGUUGAGUGCCUUUAAAAACAAUAGAUGAACAUUUUCAUGUCAUAGACAAUAGUUUUAAUUAUAAGCCAUGGUGCUCUCCUCCAGCAGGAACAAGAAGGACCAAAACAUAUGGUUGGUGUAAAAUAGAAUGUGAGAAAUUUCCAAUUUGUUUUAUAUUAAAACAGGAAUUGCUGAAAGUUAAUUAUAUACAGUAAUUAUGGUUUUCUUAAAUCUGACUAUUUUUAAAUAAGUGUUAUUGCUGAUUCUCUAAAAAAAAGUAUCCACGGUUAAGAAAGGAAAGUAAUAUUUGCUUGUCUUGUGAAAUAUUUAU
Messenger RNA from Pristis pectinata (smalltooth sawfish), 3342 nucleotides. Its product is annotated as suppressor of tumorigenicity 14 protein homolog. Lineage: Eukaryota; Metazoa; Chordata; Chondrichthyes; Rhinopristiformes; Pristidae. Bases 144 to 1565 code for a protein of 473 amino acids. The record is from RefSeq and is a predicted model, not a curated record. The transcript is spliced from 13 exons.